Molecule: messenger RNA, 1132 nt
Organism: Pomacea canaliculata
Lineage: Eukaryota; Metazoa; Mollusca; Gastropoda; Architaenioglossa; Ampullariidae
Product: small nuclear ribonucleoprotein-associated protein B'-like
Exons: 5
Coding region: 153-794 (213 amino acids)
Biological process (GO): mRNA splicing, via spliceosome
Cellular component (GO): U2 snRNP; cytoplasm; U4/U6 x U5 tri-snRNP complex
Molecular function (GO): RNA binding
Source: RefSeq, a predicted model, not a curated record
GGCGGCGCGUGGUUAGUUACGGCCCUUGAGUCCCGUCUUGCCGGCUACUUCCGGUGGUGAGAAAGCGUAGGGCUGACGUUAUAAAUAAUCAACAAAGCCGAUGGUCUAUCUGGAAAUAUUUUAUCGAUAGAUUUUACAUCCACGCAGCAAAAAUGACGGUCGGACGCAGCUCUAAGAUGCUGCAGCACAUCAACUAUAGGAUGAGGUGCACACUGCAGGAUGGACGGACAUUUAUUGGAACCUUCAAAGCAUUUGACAAACACAUGAACCUUAUUCUUGGGGACUGUGAUGAGUUCCGUAAGAUAAAGCCCAAGACAGCUAAGAGUGGUGAGAGGGAAGAGAAAAGAGUCUUAGGCUUGGUCUUGCUUCGAGGAGAGCAUUUAGUUUCUAUGACAGUGGAAGGACCACCCUCAGCAGAGGAGGGAAUAGCACGUGUGCCUCUUGCGGGAACAGCAGGGGGCUCAGGUAUGGGGCGAGCAGCUGGUCGUGGUGUGCCAGCAGGUGCUGGAAUGGGUGCUGGUGCUCCAGGCUUACAAGGUCCGGUGCGAGGUGUGGGUGGUCCAUCGCAACAGAUGAUGACUCCAGCAGGUCGUGCUACAGUGUCUGCACCAGCAAGACCUGCCAUGCCUCGAGGCAUGCCCCCUAUGGGAGGACCUCCGCGGGGACCUCCAAUGAUGAUGGGUGGUGUGCGACCUCCUGGGCCGGGUGGCAGAGGAGUUAUGCCCCCUCGGGGACCUAUGCCUGGUAUGAUGAGAGGAAUGCCACCAGGCAUGCGUGGGCCGCCACCCAUGUAGACGUGACCUCAUCUCACUCAUCACCUCACCCCUGUCUGACCGUGAGAGUCGCGCUUGACGAGGAGGGCGGCUGGAGGAGGCGAGGAGCUUGGUGCCGACUAAACUGUAUCGGCUGCCGGACUCGCCCUUGUUCGCCCUGCGGUCUUGCUGAUCGGGUGUUGCUGACACUGAACUCACUGUUGGGCAGCAAGCAGGGAGGGGAGGGGGACAGCUUGUGACUUCAUCGACUCCACAUUUCCAUUGUCAUCACUUUGUUCACAUCGCCUGCAGUUUUUGUCAUUAAAAUCUACGUUUUUUCCUACACCUUCAAUGUUUAUAUUAAAGAGAGAUGUUUACUC